Molecule: messenger RNA, 3654 nt
Organism: Danio rerio (zebrafish)
Lineage: Eukaryota; Metazoa; Chordata; Actinopteri; Cypriniformes; Danionidae
Source: RefSeq, a predicted model, not a curated record
AGACCAACUGAACAGAGAUGACAACAGGGUGUUUUAUAUACCUCACCAUGGUGUCUACCACCCAAAGAAAAGAAAGUUAAGGGUGGUAUUUGACUGCACCUCCUCGUAUCAGGGUAAAUGCCUGAAUAGUGAGCUGCUUCAGGGGCCUGAUCUGACCAACUCAUUGAUUGGUGUCCUUCUUAGAUUUCGAGAGGAGCCUGUAGCAGUAAUGGCAGACAUCGAGUCGAUGUUUUAUCAAGUGAAAGUGCCAGAACAUGAUGCAGACUUGCUCCGUUUUCUAUGGUGGCCCAACGGUAGAUUGGAUGAGCAAGUGGAGGAGUUCAGAAUGACAGUGCACCUCUUCGGAGCUACUUCUUCUCCAAGUGUAGCCUCAUAUGCACUGAGAAGAACUGCAGAGGAUCACAAGGAUGCUGCAUCACCAGAUGCUGUUCAGACAGUACUGCGAAAUUUUUAUGUAGAUGAUUGCCUGAGAAGUGUAACUACAGAAAACGUUGCAGUAAACUUAGUCAGUGAUCUACGAGCUUUGUGCAGCAGUGGAGGGUUCACCCUAACAAAGUGGAUGAGCAAUAGCAGAAAUGUGUUACUGUCAAUUCCGGAGGAGCACAGAGCCAGUGAAGUCAAAGAUCUGGAUUUACGACGCGAUGCUUUGCCAGUUGAGAGGACACUUGGUGUGCAGUGGGACACAGAAAAUGAUACUUUCACCUUCAGUAUAAAGCUGCAAGAUAGACCAAUGACUAGAAGGGGGAUUUUAUCGAUCGUCAAUUCCAUUUACGACCCUCUCGGCUUUUUAGCCCCAGUCAUUCUGCAUGCCAAACUUCUAUUAAAGGAUCUUUGCAAAGAGCAGCGUGGGUGGGAUGAAAACAUUGAUGGAAAGCACGCAGAGGAUUGGGAAAGAUGGAUGAAAGAUGUUACUCACCUUUCCAACUUUCACGUGAGUAGAUGCGUUAAACCCACCAAGUUUGGAUGCACUAUUACAGCGCAAUUACAUCAUUUUUCAGACGCAUCAGAAUAUGCAUACGGCAUUGUGUCUUACCUACUGUUGGAGAAUGAACGGGGUGAGAAACACUGCACUUUCCUUUUGGGGAAGUCAAGAGUGGCUCCACUCAAAAGAGUCACAAUCCCAAGACUUGAGUUGACAGCAGCGGUUGUCGCUUUGAAAGUUGACAAGAUGUUGCAUCAAGAGAUUCAGGUUCCAUUGCAACAAUCUGUCUUUUGGACAGACAGCACUACGGUGCUCAGAUACAUCGACAGUGAAACUGCUCAUUUCAAAACGUUUGUUGCAAACAGAGUUUCCUUGAUCCGAGAAGCAACCAAGUCAUCGCAAUGGAAAUAUGUCGGAAAAAAUGAAAACCCUGCAGAUCAAGCCAGCAGAGGCCUGAAGGCGAAAAGCUUAGCGCAAGGGGGAACAUGGAUAAGUGGACCAGACUUUCUGUUGCAUGAAGAGGAUUGGCCGGAACAACCUGUGAUAAGGAAUGAAAGCCUUGCCAAUGACCCAGAGGUCAAAAAUACAAUUGUUGUUAACACAGUUAAAGUAGAAGAGAAUGUAGAACCAAUGAAACAGCUGAUCAACUAUUAUUCGGAUUGGAGUAAGCUUAAACGAGCAGUGGCUUGGAUAGGAAAAGUGAAGAGUUAUCUGUGGAAACAAAAAACAGAAAGAAAAGAGGCUUUAAAAAACAAGCAAGCUGUAAAAGACCCUGAAAAGCAAAGAUCAAAAUUAAUGCAACUUAUGAAGAAACUAAAAACUGCUGAAGUAAAAGAAUCACUUACCUUGGAUGAUCUGGACACUGCUGAAUUAGAAAUCAUACAGUUCAGUCAAAGACAGCAUUUUGGAGAGGAAAUCAAGGUACUACAGGAGGGAAAGCAACUCACUCGCAGUAGUGCACUGUCUAAAUUAGAUCCAGUGAUUUACGACGGCACGUUAAGGGUUGGUGGAAGACUGAACAAAUCAGCUAUGCCGGAAAAGGCUAAACAUCCUGCGAUUCUUUCUAAACACAGCAAAGUUGCAACUUUGAUCUUGAGGGACAUACAUCAAAGAACAGGACAUUGUGGACGUAACUAUGUGUUGGCACAACUAAGAUGCAGAUAUUGGAUUCCACAAGCUAAUUCUGCUAUCAGAAAAAUAAUCAACACAUGCACAGUAUGCCGUAGGAUGUCUGGAAAGGUUGGUGAGCAAAAGAUGGCAAACCUACCUGAAGAUCGGCUCCUCCCACACCAACCUCCUUUUACCAACACCGGUGUUGAUUUCUUCGGUCCGUUUGAGGUUAAACGGGGCCGGGUUACCCUUAAAAGAUAUGGGGUAAUGUUCACUUGUCUAACGCUCAGAGCUGUGCACAUUGAAGUAGCUGACAGCCUCGACACGGACUCCUGCAUCAACGCAAUUCGCCGUUUUAUAUGUAGGAGAGGUCAAGUCACCAUCAUGAGAUCUGACAAUGGUACAAACUUUGUGGCAGCUGAAAGAGAAUUAAGGGAAGCUAUUCAACAGCUGGACAAUUAUAAGAUCGAAAGAGCUUUACAGCCCAAAGGAAUAAAAUGGAUAUUCAAUAGCCCAGCUGCUUCUCACCAAGGCGGUAUUUGGGAAAGACAAAUCCGGACGGCUCGAAGAAUUCUUAAUUCCCUGUUGAAGGAGCAAACAGUUAAUGAUGACUGUCUUCAGACGAUAAUGUGUGAAGUUGAAAGUAUCAUCAAUGGCAGGCCUCUCACAAGUGUCUCAGAUGAUGCAAACGACGUUGAGCCUUUAACUCCCAAUCACUUACUGCUUCUGAAAUCUCAACCAAUCAUGCCCCCAGGCAUCUUCUGCAAAGAUGACACAUAUGCAAGAAGAAGAUGGAAGCAAGUUCAGUAUCUUGCCGAUUUAUUCUGGACUAGAUGGACGCGAGAAUAUCUUCCACUUCUUCAGGAGCGUCAGAAAUGGAUGAAACCCAGCAGAAACUUCAUGAUUGGAGAUGUGGUGCUAUUGGUGGACAGUUCAUCUCCCCGCAACUCUUGGGUAAUGGGGAAAAUAGUUGAAACACUGCCAGAUUCCACUGGAAUGGUGCGGAGAGUGAAAUUGAAGACCAGAACCAGCACUUUGGAAAGACCCGUAAAUAAACUGUGCCUGUUGAAAGAGGCAACGUUGGGCGAGUAACAAAGAAAGACAAGUUGAUCUUUACACACAUUUGAAGUUUAAGUUGUUUGGCUCUUAAUGUUUUUAGUUGUAAUUGAUUAGUCCUCCAGCCUAACAAUUAGGGGCCGGGUAAUGUAAGAGCCAGUUAUGCAUAAUUCAUUUGUGAUAAUAAUUUAGUGAAGGUUAAAACAUGAUAAAAAUUGAUAUUUAAAUUUAAUAAGAAUUCAUUGUGAUUGUAUUAUCUAAAAUGCAUAAUUUAGUAAUUUAUAUAAUUUAAAAACCUUUAAUUUGGUAUUUUGGCUUCCGACAGUAAUACGUCAUGAGGUCAUUAGUUCAUACGUUUUAGGCAGAUUGCAGUUAGGGAUGUUGGAAGCAACACAGUUUUUUGACCGAGCUGAUCGAGUCUAUUGUAACUUUGUAUUUUUGUUUGCAUUUGUUCAGUAAACCUUUUUUAAAAGAAGAUUCGGUCUUACUCGCGUUUUUGCAAAUACUGGUUGUUGGAAUUGAAGCUGCAAAAGGUGGUACAUAAGGAUUUGCACGAAAGGUGUGCC